Molecule: messenger RNA, 2973 nt
Organism: Triticum turgidum subsp. durum (durum wheat)
Lineage: Eukaryota; Viridiplantae; Streptophyta; Magnoliopsida; Poales; Poaceae
Source: the annotation of a GenBank genome assembly
AUGCUGCGGAGGAGCUACCGAUGGUUGGAUGCCCAGCCACGGAAAGUCCCUGUUCGCAGAGCAGUGUUGCCGACCAAGCCGGGUUCCGCCGGGUGCGACCCCACUCCGGCGACGGCGGCGGCUACCCGGCCUCCCGAUGGUGGCGUCGUCGUCGAAGCCGCGAGCGCCAAGAUCCCGCCGAGCCUCAUGCAGAAAGCGACGUGCUUUCGUCCGCCGAUCUCCAGGCGCCGUCCGCUAGGGUGGCCUUCCACCUUGGCGACUCCUCCACCUCCGAAGUGCCGCGACCCCACUCCGGCGACGGCGGCGGCUACGCGGCCUCCUGAUGGUGGCGUCCUCGUCGAAGCCGCGAGCGCCAAGAUCCCGCCGGGCCUCAUGCAGAAGGCGACUCUCUUUCGUCCCCCGAUCUUCAAGCGUCGUCCGCUACGGUGGCCUUCCACCUUGGCCACUCCACCGCCGAAGUGCGACCUCGACGUCCAAGUCGGGAGUUGCCGCCUCAUGCCUCCCCGCUCUCUUGCUGUGCUUCCAGCAGACAGGUCGAGCGACCAUGGCUUCACUUCGCCUGCCAGCGGCGACAUCUCCCUCGCAGGCUGCUCCAAGGAAGAGCAAGUCCCGCCAGCAAAAGACACGACUUUUUCCCAUCCUCGAGUUCAAAGAAAGGUGAACACCCAGCUGAUUCCUCUUGCGAGUCAUGAUACAUUUGAUGAACACCCAGGGCCAUACAAUGGCAGUGUUCAGAGACAAAUGAAGGCGUUUGGGGUGCAUGGUGUGCACUUCACUUCUCUCCAGAAGCCUACCCGCUCUCUUGCUGCGCUUCGAGCCAGGUUGAGCCAAGGUGUCACUUCUCCUACCAGUGGCGACACCCUCCUCCCUGGCGAAUGUUUGUGCUUGAAAGAAAUUGAUCAAGUCCCGCCAACAAAAUACACCAGCUUUUCUCAUCCUUCAGAAAAAAAAAGAAACUACUACACUACACAGAUGAUGUCUCUAGCAAAUCUUGAUAUAUUUGAUGAAAACCAAGGUCUUGCGAAGAUGAUUAUUGUAGAGCAGCCAAGAUCUUGCAAAGAUGAUUAUUUCAGAGCAGCAACCACCAUGGUUCCAGAGAAUGAGAAGCUGUCCCCGAAGUGUACUUCUUCCACUGAUCCAUCACAGAACAUCUUCUCUGGGCACUUCUAUGCUGAAGACAUAAUUUCUAUUUCUGAAAGAAAGCUGUUUCCAGAGCAUGGUGUGAAGAUCACCUCUCCUCAAGAACCAUGCAAGUACUUGAUGAGAUCUCCCGUGGAUGAAUUUGACAGAGCAAGCAAACUGUCCGCAGAAGUUGGUGCAGAUGCUCUGAUCCAGAAGCGAUCGAAGAAGUUAUUCUCAGCUCAACAGUUUGAUGGAAGUGUGAGACCAAAAAUGGUCCAGAACUGGGGAAGCAAGACAAUAGCAUAUGGCAUAUCAAGACGGUGCUUUUCAACAGGCCCGGCUGAUCAUAACACACCUCUGUCACCACUUCCUCCCCCUCCUGAUAAUCUAUUGGAAGUAGUGCGGCCCUUUACCGAGUCUGAGACAAAACCUUUCUAUAUUCAAGUUGUUCCUGCAGAGGCUUUCAUUCAGGCUGUCAAGACUGAUAACACAGUUGUUACAGAUGCAUUGGAAUCUAGCUCUCUUGAGAAGAUCUAUCAUCAACUGGUCAGACCAGCACUACUGCCCAGAGGGAUGCUAUUCCCAUAUAAAUUGCAUGAUAAAAGGACUAAACCUGUACACAACAGGUUUAAGAAGAUCACCCAGAAAUAUCCAAUCUAUAUGACCAGUGUGGAUAUCAUGGUAGCUCUCAUAACAACGGAAAGAAAUAAAUGGUUACCGUUGCUUGAUGAUUUAAGCAAGAAGCACAUAUAUGUGAUUGAAGACUGGAAUCAGAGGUUCUAUACAUCCACAGGGUACACCAUACAGGACUACGGUCUACGAGUUGGACCCAAUAAAGGAAAAGGGUACUAUCGUGGGGAAUGUGAUGGUUCAUUCAACCAUAAGACGCGCUUAGCCAAAAUAACAGCAAAAAUAUGGCUUGAUGAUCAAAUUGUUUGCUGCGCUGUUUGCUAUGACAUUCCUUGUAAAGAUUCUGUGCACGCAGAGGCCCUCGCCAUGUCCUAUCUUCUCAAGAUAGGAGCCCCUUUCAAAAAGCUGCAAGUUUUAUCAGAUUGCGAAGUUGUUAUCAAUAUAAUAAAAGGAUCGAAGCAAGUUGGUCCUUCUGAUAAAAACUAUGACACCUUUAUGCAACUACGGAUUUUGGCAGCGCAAUACGAGGAGCUUAUACCAAGACUGGAAACCAGAGAGAAGCUGAGUUUUUCUGAUAGUCUUUUAAAGAAGAAAUCACAACCAAACUACACGCUUGAGUAUGUGAAAGACAUGUUGGAGAGGUGGGCGCCACCAUUGAGAGGAUCCCCAGUGUUCAUGGUUGGUGACAAUCCGGUGACAGCGAUAAAGAAACUAGCAAGCAAUACGAUUAUCCUUAAUGAGUUUCAAAACAGUUGUUAUUGUGAGGUUGAGAAAGAUACCGAUAAGCUAUCUGCUUUAUUUCACAUAAUAUCAGCUCUUGGGGCCUACGACAUCAACCUGAUUGUCAACGACUUGGAAACAAGGCCUGAGCUGAAACAACAGUUCAUUGAAAUGUUUGGGCCUUGCGAGGUAUCCUGGAAGGUUGGGCGGCGGUACUUCUUGAAAGUACCAAGGCCAGCACUGUAUUCAUAUAUUGAGCCAAAGAUGCGUCUAUUUGUUGUCUUCGAUGCAGCAGACGCAAGGGACUGCUUCAUGGGUGAUGACAAUACAUUUGUGGUGCUGUUGUCAACCCCGAAAGAAAGGGCGCUCAUGAAUGAGCUGAGCAUCGAGUUGUUCAGCCCAAUUAGCUAUGUGUCGUUUCACAGAUACACAAAUGCUAACCAAAAGGGCUCACAAAUCACAGAAGAACAGAAAAAAGAGGAAUCAUCUGGACAUCUGUAG